Molecule: messenger RNA, 1011 nt
Organism: Rotaria sordida
Lineage: Eukaryota; Metazoa; Rotifera; Eurotatoria; Philodinida; Philodinidae
Source: the annotation of a GenBank genome assembly
AUGACAAAUUUGCUUCAUCGUUUAAAUUCAUUAGCAAGUGAUCCUAAUUUUAAAUUAUCUUGUAAUAUUCUACGUUCAAAACUUAUUCCACAAGAAAAAUCAAUAAUUGAUUUGAUUCUUACUAAUAAUAAUCCUGAACAAGCAGAAAUUAUUUUACCUGAUGGACGAAUAUUUGUUUGGUAUUUUGCUAUUGGUAGUAUGAUUAAUCCAAUAUCUCUUUAUCUUCGUGAUUUAACACCGAUUAUAUCUUAUCCUGUAAUAUGCAAGGAUUAUAAAAUUGUAUUUCGAAGUCCUAAUGGAAUGGCUGAUAUUGAAGCUUGUCUCGAUGCCGAAUUUCAUGGAGUUGUUCAUCUGCUUACCAAUGAACAGAUGAAACACUUAGAUGAAAUUGAAUUUACUUAUCAUAGAAUUAAGAUUAAAUGUAUUGAUUAUCAAGGUCAAUAUCAUACAGCUUAUGCUUAUCAAAUGAAUAUUAAAGGUCAAUUACCUAGUAUUCCAUAUGAACGUUAUUUAGAUAUUAUAGUAAAAGGUUGUGAAUAUUAUGGAGUUCAAUCAGUAUAUAUAAAUCGUUUGAAAGAUGAACAACCAGUUAUACCUCGAAAAAAACCAGCAAAUUUUCAAUCAUUUAAAGAUUUUCUAUCUGAUACUUAUUACUCUCUAGACGAGCUGCAAAAACAUAAUGGAGAUGAUCCUUCACUUCCAUUAUGGGUUUCUAUAAAUGGAAAAAUCUUGGAAUAUGCUGGAUUACCACCAAAUGAUCAUCCUGAUUAUGAAGUACAACAAAAAUUUUAUACAUUUGUUAAACAAAAACUUGGUGGGCGUGAAGUCACUAAUAUAGCGGCUAAAGGAUUAUAUGACCCAUUAUAUAAAAUACCUUUAAAUGAUGAAGAUAUAUCUGAUGAACAUCGAGCACAAAUUGAAGAUUAUUAUUAUGAUACAUUAGGUAAUUCACAAAAUAAACUCUAUUGGAAACCAAUUGGACGUCUUCGUCAGCCAGACGAUUCAUCAUAA